UCAGUCCAUCUCCCAGCCGUGUCAGACGCAGGUCAUUGUCUUCACCUGAGAGGAACCGCAGCAGCAGCAUGGCGGCCCGCCUUCUUCUCCGGCUCUGUGCGCUGAGAGCCCCGGCUCAGAGGGGCCUGUCUGUGGGGAAGCCGCUGCAGAGAGCCAUGGCGUCCACCGGAGGCAUCCCAACAGAUGAGGAGCAGGCCACUGGACUGGAGAGACGCACCCUGCAGGCCCUGAAGCAAGGAAAGGAUCCUUACAGCAUCCUGAAGCCCAAACAGUACACCGGCACCAAGGCGGACCCUCACAUCGUUCCCAGCAUCGGAAACAAGAGGCUGGUUGGCUGUCUCUGUGAGGAAGACAACACGGCUAUCGUGUGGUUCUGGCUUCAUGAGGGAGAUCCACAGCGGUGUCCUUCCUGCGGGUCUCAUUACAAGCUGGUCCACCAUGAACUGCCCCACUAAGGCCAAACGCUCCGUGCCAAAGCUUCACCACAGGACGGCUAUGUUCUCCUGGUGUUCUCAUCACUUAACAUGUACAGUUUGUCAUUAAAAUGUGGAACUAAAA
Molecule: messenger RNA, 558 nt
Organism: Fundulus heteroclitus (mummichog)
Lineage: Eukaryota; Metazoa; Chordata; Actinopteri; Cyprinodontiformes; Fundulidae
Product: cytochrome c oxidase subunit 5B, mitochondrial
Exons: 4
Coding region: 69-455 (128 amino acids)
Biological process (GO): mitochondrial electron transport, cytochrome c to oxygen
Cellular component (GO): mitochondrial envelope
Source: RefSeq, a predicted model, not a curated record